AUGUUGUCACGCUCUGCUCUUAGAACCACGUCUCGUUUCUCGGUCAAGCGCCAAACUCUGGCUUUGGCCGCUGCUCGUCAGUCCACUUGGGCUCAUGUCCAACAAGGUCCUCCAGACGCCAUUCUCGGUAUCACUGAGGCUUUUAAGAAGGAUUCUUUUGACCAAAAGAUCAAUCUCGGUGUUGGUGCUUACCGUGAUGAUAAGGGAAAACCAUAUGUUCUGCCGUCUGUUCGUGCUGCUGAAAAGGCCAUUGUCGACAAGAACCUUGAUAAAGAAUACGCCGGUAUCACUGGUGUGCCAGCUUUCACAGCCGCUGCCGCUGAAUUGGCUUAUGGUGAGUCGUCUGCUCCUCUUUUGGAGAACAGAAUCGCCAUUUCUCAAACCAUUUCUGGUACUGGUGCUUUAAGACUUGGUGCUGCUUUCUUGGAGAGAUUCUUGCCUAGCAAGGAGAUUUAUCUUCCUAGUCCAUCAUGGGCCAACCAUGCUGCUGUUUUCAAAGACGCUGGUAUGACUCCUAAACAAUACAAGUACUACAACAAGGAGACCAUUUCUCUUGAUUUUGACGGAUUGGUAUCUGAUCUUGAAUCCAUUCCUCAAGGAAGUGCUGUUCUUCUUCACGCCUGUGCUCACAACCCUACUGGAGUUGACCCUACUCCUGAACAAUGGAGAAAGCUUUCUGAGAUCUUCAAGGCCAGAAAAUUGUUCCCUUUCUUCGACAUGGCUUAUCAAGGAUUUGCUUCUGGUGAUAUUGCCAAGGACGCUUAUGCUGUUCGUUACUUUGUCGAGCAAGGUCAUCAAGUGGCUCUUUGCCAAUCUUUCGCCAAGAACAUGGGUCUUUACGGUGAACGUGUUGGUGCAUUCUCUCUUGUGACCGAGUCUCCCGAAGAAAAGGCCCGUGUUGACUCACAACUCAAGAUCCUCAUCCGACCCAUCUACUCCAACCCUCCUAUCCACGGAGCCAGAAUCGCUGCCGAGAUUCUCACCAACUCGGCUCUCAAGGCCCAAUGGCUUCAAGAAGUCAAGGAUAUGGCCGACCGUAUGAUCUCCAUGCGUCACCUUCUCAAGAAACACCUCGAAGAGCUCGGUUCCAAGAAGGACUGGUCCCACGUCACCUCGCAAAUCGGCAUGUUCUGCUACACCGGUCUCUCUGGCGAGCAAGUCGACCGUCUUGCUAAGGAAUUCUCCGUCUAUGGUACCCGCGACGGCCGUAUCUCCAUUUCCGGAAUCACCUCUGGCAACGUCAAGCGUCUCGCCGAGGCCAUCCACGAGGUCUCUAAAUAA
Molecule: messenger RNA, 1281 nt
Organism: Sugiyamaella lignohabitans
Lineage: Eukaryota; Fungi; Ascomycota; Dipodascomycetes; Dipodascales; Trichomonascaceae
Gene: AAT2
Product: aspartate transaminase AAT2
Exons: 1
Coding region: 1-1281 (426 amino acids)
Biological process (GO): L-aspartate catabolic process; biosynthetic process
Cellular component (GO): mitochondrion
Molecular function (GO): L-aspartate:2-oxoglutarate transaminase activity; pyridoxal phosphate binding
Source: RefSeq, a predicted model, not a curated record